GGAACGAACGAUACAACCGUCAAAAAAGCGGAAACAGAAACAGCCCUAGAUGACGUGGCUAACUCUUACUUUGUGUGCUUCAUAGGGUGGAAUAUUGUUGGUAGUCCACGUUUCUACUCUUUUCGUCGGAACGACGCUCGACGAAGCUGAAUUGCAGCACCAUUCAUUUGACCGUGCCUUAGGACAUAGCAACAACUGCAUAGUGCAGCACCAGUGCGCCGCAGUUAGCGGCGCUUGCCGCUGCGGCGGAUCGAGCUAGUUCUUUGCCCAUUUACCAGCGGUCUCAAAGGAGCUAGCAAAGAUGUCUAACAAGGAGAAGGGAGGUGCUGAGGCGUAUGCUCGCUUCAAGCAGUUUGAUUACAAAGCGAACUCCUCGCUGGUGCUUACCUCCGACACCCGCACCCGCGAGUAUGCCACGGAGCCCAGCGGUGAGCCGGAGACGCUAUGGGGCCGCAUGAAGGGCAAGAUGGGCGACCGCGCGCAAACAACAAAACCCGAUGCCGAGCGCAAGGAGAAGGCGGCUAAGAAGAAGCGCGACGCCGCCGCUGCUGAGCUGGAGCUGGCUGUGCCCACUUCCAAGGGGGGCGGCAGGGGGGCCAGGAGGGGCGGAGGAGGUGGUGCAGGAGGGAUGAGCGUGCUGGAUUUGGAGCAGGGCGGCCUGUACCGUCCCCGCACCAAGGAGACGCGGGAGGCCUACGAGGCGCUGCUGGCCGUGAUCCACUCGCUGUUCGGGGAGCAGCCGCAGGACGUGCUCCGCGGCGCCGCUGACGAGGUGCUGGCGGUGCUGAAGCGCGCCGACCUGCGCGACCCGGAGCGGCAGCGCGAGUGCGGGCAGCUGCUGGGCGGGUGCGAGGACGACAUGUUCGCGCGGCUGGUGGCGCUGGGGAAGCGGAUCACGGACUAUGUGACGGAGGCGGAGGCUGCCCCCGGUGACACGAUGGAUGAGGAGCUGGGUGUGGCGGUGGAGUUCGAGGAGGAGGAGGACGAGGAGGAGGAGGAGGCGGACGAGGUGUUGGAUGUGGACGAGGACGAUGAGGGUGACGAGCAGCAGCGGCAGGAGGCGGACCUGCGCACCACCACCAUGGACGAUGUUGACGCGGGCGAGGAGGCUCGUGACGAGGGUCUCAAGGUGCAGGAGGUGGACGCGUACUGGCUGCAGCGCCGCAUUGCCCGCGCGCUGGGGCCGAGCGUGGAGGCCACGCGGGCGCAGGCGCUGGCGGAGCAGGUGCUCUCCGUGCUGGGCGGCCCCGACGACCAGCGCGCCGUGGAGAACGAGCUGGUGCUAAGCCUGGGCUUCGAGCACUUUGAGCUGAUCAAGGAGCUCAUCCGGAACAGGCUCAAGAUCGUGUGGUGCACGCGCCUCUCCCGCGCCGAGACCGACGAGGAGCGCGGCCGCAUCGAGGCGGAGAUGGGCGGCUCCCCCGACACGGGAGCCAUCCUGGCGGCGCUGCGGGCCACCCGCACCUCGGCGCGCGACCGGCAGAGCGCCAUGGAGCGCAGCAUCAGGGAGGAGGCGCGGAAGCUGAGGCAGGGGGAGGCGGGUGUCCGCGGCGAGGGCGGUGCGGGCGGUGUGUCCGCGGGCCGCCACCAGGUGGCCCUGGACUCGCUGGCGUUCCGGCAGGGGGCGCACCUCAUGAGCAACAAGAGCGUGGCGCUGCCGCAGGGCUCCCAGCGUCGCGCCUACAAGGGGUACGAGGAGGUGGAGGUGCCGGCGCUGAAGCCCAAGCCCUUCGGCGAGGGCGAGAAGCUGAAGAAGAUCUCGGAGCUGCCCGAGUGGUCUCGGGGCGCGUUUGCGGGCAUGGAGCAGCUGAACCGCAUCCAGAGCCGCGUGGCGGACUGCGCGCUGUUCAGCGGGGAGAACAUGCUGGUGUGCGCACCCACGGGUGCUGGUAAGACCAACGUCGCCAUGCUGUGUGUCAUGCACGAGCUGGGGCUGCACCUGCGGCCGGACGGCACCAUUGACACCUCCGCAUUCAAGAUUGUGUAUGUGGCGCCCAUGAAGGCCCUGGUGGCUGAGAUGGUGGGUAACUUCAGCAAGCGGCUGACCGAGGCCUACGGCAUCAAGGUGCGCGAGCUGACGGGCGACAUCAACCUGAGCAAGGCGGAGAUCGAGGAGACGCAGAUCAUCGUGACCACCCCCGAGAAGUGGGACAUCAUCACGCGCAAGUCGGAUGACAGGACGUACGCCAACCUGGUCCGGCUGCUUAUCAUCGAUGAGAUCCACCUGCUGCACGACGACCGCGGACCCGUGCUGGAGUCCAUCAUUGCGAGGACCAUUCGACAGGUUGAGUCGACCCAGGAGAUGACCCGCAUCGUGGGGCUGUCCGCCACCCUGCCCAACUACGAGGACGUGGCGGUGUUCCUGCGCGUGAAGCCCGACAAGGGCCUCUUCUACUUUGACAACUCCUACCGCCCCUGCCCGCUGGCGCAGCAGUACAUCGGCGUGAGCGUGAAGAAGCCGCUGCAGCGCUUCCAGCUCAUGAACGAGAUCUGCUACAACAAGGUGCUGGAGUGCGCCGGGCGGCACCAGGUGCUUGUGUUCGUGCACAGCCGCAAGGAGACCGCCAAGACGGCGCGCUACGUGAAGGAGACGGCGCUAGCGGCGGACGUGCUGACCAGGUUCAUGCGCAGCGACAGCGCAAGCAGGGAGAUCCUGCAGACGGAGGCUGAGAACUGCAAGGACAGCGACCUGCGCGACCUGCUGCCCUUUGGGUUCGCCAUCCACCACGCCGGCAUGAGCCGCGCCGACCGCACCCUGGUGGAGGACCUGUUCGCGGAUGGACACGUGCAGGUGCUUGUCAGCACCGCCACCCUGGCCUGGGGUGUGAACCUGCCGGCCCACACGGUGGUGAUCAAGGGCACGCAGAUCUACAACCCGGUCAAGGGCGCGUGGGACGAGCUGAGCCCGCAGGACGUGAUGCAGAUGAUGGGGCGAGCGGGCAGGCCGCAGUUCGACUCGUUCGGCGAGGGCAUCAUUAUCACGGGCCACUCCGAGCUGCAGUUCUACCUCUCCCUCUUCAACCAGCAGCUGCCCAUUGAGAGCCAGUUCGUGAAGGCGCUGGCGGACAACAUGAACGCGGAGGUGGUGCUGGGGACGGUGUCGAACCUGAAGGACGCCGCCCACUGGCUGGGCUACACCUACCUCUAUGUGCGCAUGCUGCGCUCCCCCGCACUCUACGGAGUGCCCCCCGCGGACCUGGACACCGACCCGCUGCUGCAGGACCGGCGUCUGGACCUGGCCCACAGCGCCGCGCUGCUGCUGGACAAGCACGGACUGGUCCGCUACGACCGCAAGACGGGCAACUUCCAGACUACCGACCUGGGCCGCAUCGCCUCCCACUACUACGUCUCCUACACCACCAUCGCGCACUUCAACGAGCACCUCAAGCCCACCAUGACCGACAUUGAGCUCAUGCGACUGUUCAGCCUGGCGGAGGAGUUCAGGUACAUGGUUGUCCGCGAGGAGGAGAAGCUGGAGCUGGCCAAGCUGGUGGAGCGGGUGCCCAUCCCCGUCAAGGAGAGCCUGGACGAGCCGACGGCCAAGGUCAAUGUGCUGCUGCAGGCGUACAUCUCCAACCUCAAGCUGGAGGGCCUGGCGCUCUCCUCCGACAUGGUCUACGUCACGCAGUCCGCCGGCCGCCUGAUGCGCUGCCUGUUCGAGAUCUGCCUGCGCCGCGGCUGGGCGGGGCUGACGGACCGCGCGCUGGCGCUGAGCAAGAUGGUGACGUACCGCAUGUGGGGCAGCCAGAGCCCGCUGAGGCAGUUCAAGGGGGUGCCCAAUGACGUGUUGGUGAAGCUGGAGAAGCGCGACCUGCCCUGGGAGCGCUUCUACGACCUGACCAGCCAGGAGCUGGGGGAGCUGAUCCGGGCACCCAAGAUGGGCAAGAGCCUGCACAAGCUCAUACACCAGUUCCCCAGGCUGGAGCUGUCGGCGCACGUGCAGCCCAUCACGCGCACCUGCCUCAAGGUGGACCUCACCAUCACCCCCGACUUCGCGUGGGAGGACAAGGUGCACGGAUGGGUGGAGCCCUUCUGGAUAUUCGUGGAGGACCAGGACUCCGAGCAGCUGCUUCACACGCAGUACUGGCUGCUGAAGCGCAGCAACGCGGGCGAGGAGCACACCGUGGCCUUCACCGUGCCGGUCUGCGAGCCGCUGCCGCCGCAGUACUUUGUGCGGGUGGUCAGCGAUCGCUGGCUGGGCUGCGAGGCCACACUGCCCAUCUCCUUCAGGCACUUGAUCCUGCCCACCAAGUUCCCUCCCCCCACCGAGCUGCUGGACCUGCAGCCGCUGCCCGUGUCCGCACUGCGCAAUGCGGCCUUCGAGGCGCUGUACCAGGGCCUCUCGCACUUCAACCCCAUUCAGACGCAGGUGUUCACCGCGCUCUACAACAGCGACGACAACGCGCUCAUCGCCGCCCCCACCGGCAGCGGCAAGACCAUAUGCGCGGAGUUCGCCAUCCUGCGCAUGCUGGCGCGCGCGGCGGAGGGCAAGUGCACCGCACGGUGUGUCUACAUCGCGCCCCACGAGUCUCUGGCUCAGGACGUGGCUGCCGCCUGGGGCACCAAGUUCGGCGAGGGGCUGGGUGUGAGCGUGACGCAGCUGACUGGCGAGACGGCUGCGGACCUGAAGCUGCUGGAGCGGGGCAACAUCGUGGUGGCCACUCCGGCGCAGUGGGACGUCAUGAGCAGGAGGUGGAAGCAGCGGCGCAACGUGAAGGACGUGGCGCUGCUCAUCCUGGACGAGCUGCACCUGAUCGGGGGGCCCAAGGGGCCCACGCUGGAGGUGGUGGCGUCGCGCAUGAGAUACAUCUCAAGCCAGGCGGACAAGCCCAUCCGCAUCGUGGGCCUCUGCCACUCCGCCGCCAACGCCAAGGACCUGGGCGACUGGAUCGGCGCCACCGCACACGGCCUCUUCAACUUCCCGCCCGGCUCGCGACCCGUGCCGCUGGAGGUGCACGUGCAGGGCUUCGACAUCACCAACUUCGAGGCGCGCAUGCAGGCCAUGUCCCGCCCCACCUACUCCGCGCUCUGCGCUCACGCUGCCGGCCAGCAGCCGGCGCUGGUGUUCGUGCCCACCCGCAAGCACGCGCGGCUGGCGGCGCUGGACCUGCUCACGUACGCGGCGGCGGAUGGCGAGCCCCUCAAGUUCUGCGGCGCCAGCGAGGCCGACCUGGCUCCCUACCUGCCCCGCGUGCGCGACGCGGCGCUGCGUCACAGCCUGCAGUACGGGGUGGGCUUCUGCCACGAGACGCUGGCGCCGGGGGACCAGCAGGCGGUGCGGCUGCUGUUCGAGAGCGGGGCCAUCCAGGUGCUUGUGGUGACUGCUGCUCUGUGCUGGGGCCUGGGCUCGCUGUGCAGCCACUUGGUGGUGGUGGCGGGCACGCAGUACUACGACGGCAGCGGGCUGGGAGCCAGCGACUACCCCAUCACCGACCUGCUGCAGAUGAUCGGCCGGGCAAGCAGACCCAUGGUUGACUCCUGCGGCAAGGUUGUGCUGAUGUGCGCCUCGCACCGCAAGGAGUACUACAAGCGCUUCCUGCUGGAGCCGCUGCCGGUGGAGAGCCACCUGGACCACUACCUGCACGACCACUUCGUGGCGGAGAUCGUCACCAAGACCAUUGAGAACAAGCAGGACGCCGUGGACUACCUGACCUGGAGCUUCUACUACCGCCGCCUGGCGCAGAACCCCAACUACUACAACAUGGGCGGUGUGAGCCACCGCCACCUGAGCGACCACCUGAGCGAGCUGGUGGAGAACACGCUGGCGGACCUGGAGACAAGCAAGGUUAUUUCCAUUGAGGACGACAUGGACCUCUCCCCGCUCAACCUGGGUAUGAUCGCCGCCUACUACCACAUCUCCUACACCACCAUCGAGCUGUUCGCCGCCUCGCUGGCCGCCAAGACAAAGACCAAGGGGCUGCUGGAGAUCCUGGCAAAUGCGAGCGAAUUCUCCUCCCUGGAGGUGCGGCCGGGCGAGGAGAACGCCAUCACCAAGCUGCUCACCCACGCGCCCGUCGCCGUGUCUCAGCUGCGCCCCUCCGACCCGCACUGCAAGGCGCACGCGCUGCUGCAGGCGCACUUCAGCCGGCUGCCGCUGGGAGGCGACCUGGCGCUGGACCAGCGGGAGGUGGUGCGGGAGGCGGUGAAGCUGCUGCAGGCUAUCGUGGAUGUGAUUGCCAGCAACGGCUGGCUGUCCCCCGCUCUGGCGGCUAUGGAGAUGAGCCAGAUGGUCACGCAGGCCCUGUGGGACAAGGACAGUCCGCUGCUGCAGCUGCCGCACGUCACUCCCGACACCGCCGCCCGGCUGGAGGGCGCGGGCUGCUCCUCCGUGUUCGAGCUGCUGGAGAUGGAGGAGGGCGCGCGCAGGGAGGCGCUGGCGCCCGCGGGCCUGACGGAGGCGCAGAUGGGGGAGCUGGCGGCGGUGGCCAACAGAUACCCCGACAUCAAUGUGUCGUACGAGGUGGUUGGCGGCGAGGAGUCGGAGGUGCUGCCCGGGGAGGCGGUGAGCGUGGUGGUGUCUCUGGAGCGGGAGGUGGACGAGGAGGCGGAAGGGGAGGUGCCGGGGCCGGUGCCGGCGCCGCACUUCCCCGGCCGGCGGGACGAGGGCUGGUGGCUGGUGGUGGGCGAUUCGCGGGCCAACAGCCUGCUGGCGAUCAAGAGGGUCAACCUGGGCAAAGCGGCCCGCACCAAGCUGGAGUUCGCAGCGCCGCCCCCCGGCCCCGACGGCUCCGCGCACCUCACCCUCUACUUCAUGUGCGACAGCUGGCUGGGAUGCGACCAGGAGUACGAAAUCAACCUCAAGGUUGCGCCCAACGAGGACGCCAUGGAGCAGUAGAGGGCGCGGGGGGCCCUCGCAGCGGCAACACAUGCAGCUGGAGCGUUCCGGAGAGGAUGGGAUAAACGGAGGAGGGAGCGGGGCGAGGUGCUCGCCAGCUGGUGCUCAGCUCAGAGAAGCAGCGGGAUAAUGGAGACUGGGGCCACCUGGCUGUUUAGCGGUACAUCGUACAUAAGAGAUAUGGGAUAGCGUUUGAUGGACUCUUGAAUGACUAGACCUUCGGGAGAGCAGUAGCUGUAAGGUAGUGACGAGGGUGAAGGUGAUGCGGAUGGUGCUUAUGGAGUUAGGCUGGAGCGAGGAGUUUGGAGGAGAAUUGGUUAGGGCUCUUGUGAUGAGCAUAAUGCAGAUGCGGUUUUGGAGGAUGCGGCAUUGGCAUACAUAGAUAGUGGGGCUGUGGGUACCAUGGCACACGUUCAUGAAUACCAAAGGAAGACGUUUUCGGGUUUGACCCCUGUUGAACCAGACAAAACCUAACAUUAUCACAGAUGGAUACUCCUGUGGCACGAUACGUUCCAUGUAUGUGGAAACGGACCUCUGCUAGCUGCAAAACACAAAGGUUGCCCUGUCGGUGCAUCUGGGUUGUAAGCUUGUAACCAUGAUGCAAUGUACCGUCAUUGUUUAACAAAUAGGAGACA
Molecule: messenger RNA, 7470 nt
Organism: Astrephomene gubernaculifera
Lineage: Eukaryota; Viridiplantae; Chlorophyta; Chlorophyceae; Chlamydomonadales; Astrephomenaceae
Source: the annotation of a GenBank genome assembly